Molecule: messenger RNA, 1497 nt
Organism: Trypanosoma grayi
Lineage: Eukaryota; Euglenozoa; Kinetoplastea; Trypanosomatida; Trypanosomatidae
Product: tRNA guanosine-2-O-methyltransferase TRM13
Exons: 1
Coding region: 1-1497 (498 amino acids)
Biological process (GO): tRNA methylation
Source: RefSeq, a predicted model, not a curated record
AUGCGAUGCACGGUCUGUAAUCCUUGGCGUGGUGCUUUCAAGUGCCGGAGGAAGCAGUACCAUGGGGUGCGCGCCGCGGCCCAGUUCAUUGCGUCAUUGCUGCGCAGUACUCCUCUAUCGGCACCCCCGGGGUCGAGUGACGUGUGUCACGAGCAGCUGGCAGACGCGUUGCUGGGUGUUCCGUCUUCGUUGGCGCACGAGGGGCCACUCCAUUCCAGCCACCUGACUGCCUUCGCAGCCCUUCGCGAGGGGGAGUUGGUGCACAUGUUUGGCGGUGCUAUGCCGGCGGAAUUGGAAGCGCCACCCUCAAGGCACGUGUCAGAGUUGUGGUCCCCCGCACUGCAGCAGAGGUACGUGCGUGAAAGGCUGUGUGCACGGGCUGCGGAGUCCAAAACGGCCAUGCCUCCCCGCUUGGAGGCCGGCUUGGCUGCGCUUCGUGUCUUUGGUAAUGUGGAACAAAGGACGCCGCCUGUAGGUGACUGCAGCUGUGAUAAGAAGGUGAGCGUCUCCGUCAAGAGGGAGUUGCAUGAGGGCGAUCUGCCCCCGGAAGAAUGGCAGGCCAGGGCACAACAAUGGCGCAAACUCAUUGACGCCUACACGCUGAUGUUGCCAGACCGCUCACCGCUGCAUGAGUUGGAGAACCUGCCACAGGAAAUUGCCAUUGGCGGGUUGCUGUCAUCCGCGCUCGCCUUGCUCAAGGAAACCGGCGGCGAGACAAACCUCCGAACGAUUAUAGAUGUCGGUGGGGGCAAUGGCUUCCUAGCAGCGCAACUGGCAGAGCGCUUCAAAUGCGAGUCGCUUAUAAUUGACCCGUUUACGCCCACACACGCCAUCGACAAUGAAGAAUUCCUGCACUGGACGGAGACGCCGAGGCUUCGACCACGUGCGCCACGUCGUUACCCCCUUCAUCGCAUCACAUGCCGCCUGCCGGAUGUGGACUGGCGCAGCACCUCGGUGGAAUUUGACCGCUCGGCCAUGAUUGCAAAGCAUCUGUGCGGCACCGCCAUUGAUGUAUGUUUGCGUCACCUGCACGCACUAGAGAAGCUGCCCCGCGUAGUGGUGGUUGUGCCCUGCUGCUUCAACAAAGGCUUCUACGCUGAUUACUGCAACCCCACGUAUCUCCACGACGCGGCCUCUCUGAAUUCGGAUCUGGCAUGGAAUCGAUGGUCGCGGCUGACCGACUGGAAUCGCUCGUGCUACCAGUGGGUGGAUGACUCUUUUUCGGGCACUGUCAACGCCGCUGGUUGUUUGACAUGCGACACCGAAGGCACAAGAAGUCGGCGUGAAGGUAAAAAGAAAGUAGCACACUUUCUGCCAUGCAUGGAUGAUGUCGCCACAAUGGUGGAGGCUGUCAUCAACCACGGGCGCGUACUAUGGCUGCGCAGUGUGGGGUACCACGCAUCUACCGUUGAAUACGUCCCACGCUGCGUGACGCCGAAGAAUUGUGCCAUUGUGGCCGUGCGACGUUCUUCCUUCAGGUCUUUUUCACUCCCAUAG